AUGGUUUUUGUAAGGCGUUACUUCAAAUCUUUGGAUCAAGAUUUCGAAGUGAUCUUGCUUUGGGUCAUAAGUUCAAAGUUAUAUCUUACUUUGCUAACCCCUACUCCCGAAUCCCCUUCAAAAGUGUUGCUCAAAGACAGUGAAUGGCUCUGGAAAUUAGCAUUUUCAGCCGAUUUAACUAUGCAUCUCAAUGAUUUCAACCUACGGAUACAAGGUGAAACUUCACUCAUCUGUGAUUUGUACUCAAAGGUGAAAGCUUUUCGUAAGAAAUUAAUACUAUUUGAAAGUCAGUUAACAAGAAGCUGCUUUACUCAUUUUUCACGAUGUGACAAAUAUAGACAGGAAGCUGCCACUCCAUUUCCAAACUUGUUUGCUCAAGAUGUCAUUUUAGCUUUGAAACAACAGUUUGAAGAACGUUUUUCUGAUCUUGAUGCAUGUUCUUCAAAACUAAGAAUUUUGAAAAUCCAUUUAACUCUGUUAUUGGAGACUUACCUUCUGAGUUACAAAUGGAAGUUAUUGAUUUGCAAUCCAAUGACAUCCUGA
Octopus sinensis (East Asian common octopus) is the source of this 543-nucleotide messenger RNA. RefSeq lists its product as uncharacterized. The record is from RefSeq and is a predicted model, not a curated record. The transcript is spliced from 3 exons. Bases 1 to 543 code for a protein of 180 amino acids. Lineage: Eukaryota; Metazoa; Mollusca; Cephalopoda; Octopoda; Octopodidae.